This is a messenger RNA of Cryphonectria parasitica EP155, 1020 nucleotides long. Its product is annotated as HET-domain-containing protein. Lineage: Eukaryota; Fungi; Ascomycota; Sordariomycetes; Diaporthales; Cryphonectriaceae. The record is from RefSeq and is a predicted model, not a curated record. The annotation marks the transcript as partial. The transcript has 4 exons.
AACCAUCCGGAUUGCAAUAAUACCUUAGACUCAUUCACGCCAACAAGGUUGAUCAAUGUUGGUCAGGUGGAUUCUAUACUAGUGAGGCUUGAAGCCGGAAACCGAACAGCUGGGCUGCCCUAUGUGGCUCUGAGCCACUGCUGGGGACCACCGGAUCCACGAAAGCCGAUGCUAGUAACCGAAACAUCUACACUGUGCGAGAGACUGGAAGGAAUACCACUUGACAUUAUGCCACAGAAUUUCAAAGAUGCUGUGGCUUUCACACGCCAACUCAACAUCCAAUACCUCUGGAUCGACUCCCUGUGUAUCAUACAAGACUCUGAUAAGGACUGGCAGCGCGAAGCAUUACUGAUGGACCAGGUUUACAAACAUGCUUACUUGACUCUCGCUGCGACAUGUGCCAGAACAAGUCACGAUGGCUUUCUGAAGCGGCCUCUGAGUCGUGAAAGUAAUAUCGAAUGCUCGACGUGGAAUACUAGGGGUUGGACGAUGCAGGAAAGGUACCUUUCCCGGCGUCUGGUCCACUGCAGCCAAUACCAGGCUUAUUUUGAAUGCCGGACUGCUAUCUGGCCUGAGGAUAAUCACAAGGUCCAACAUAUGCCAACCGCUGGAAGACUAUUCGACCGCUGGUUUCUCAUCGCAGCGCAAUUUUCUCCUCGCCAAUUGACAUACAGCCGCGAUAAGCUCCCAGCUCUUUCAGGUCUCGCAAAGGAAACCUAUUCCGCUGGCCCUGUCGGGCGCUAUCUAGCUGGCAUCUGGGAAGGAGACUUGGUCUACGGACUGCUCUGGAUCUGCUGGGAGGAUGACACUCAAUUUUUGCGACCGUCAUCGUAUCGUGCUCCUUCUUGGACCUGGGCUUGCUUGGACGGCCAGAUAUCGUGGGGAAUGUAUUGGGAUAGGGCAGAGAUGCCUAAGAUGAUCGACUUGUUGGAAGUUGAUAUUGAGCUAGAGGGGGACAACCCUUUCGGUGCUAUCAAGAGUGGUAGCCUUGUGAUCAGCGGCUCUCUUGCUGCUGUCAGU